CGGAAGAACUGUACGCUUCACUGGCAUCUGAAGAUGAGCAUCAUGAGUAUUAUUUUUUCCAGAGAUUUAAGAUGGAACUUCACUUCAAGAAUGUGAAGAAGGAUUUAUUAAUUGAGGAUGUCUCUGGAAAAUCGCUUUCAGCUUUGAAAAUCUUUUCUCUGUCUAUCAAAUACCUUAAAGAUCAUUGUCUCCAGACCAUGAGGGACAGAGGGAUCAAACCUGGAGAAACAGAAAUCAAAUAUGUCUUGACGGUUCCUGCCAUUUGGAAUGAUCGUUCAAAACAAUUUAUGAGAACUGCAGCUGUUCAGGCUGGAAUAAAAGGUGAUUGCUUAGAGUUAGCUUUGGAACCAGAAGCAGCUUCUGUCUACUGUCAGCGAGUCCCUCUAGAAAAUCUAAAACUUGGGAAUGGGGAAGCUAUCACAGUUUCUGGCACUAAAUAUCUGGUUGCAGACAUUGGAGGAGGUACUGCAGAUUUUAGCGUUCAUGAAGUUGAUGAAGACGGGUCAUUAACAGAGCUCUAUCGCGCCAGUGGAGGACCUUAUGGAGGGAUCUACGUUGAUGAGAACUAUCUUAAGAUAUAUGAUAUUAUUUUCGGGGAAGGGACGCUUGAACAGCUUAGAAUUGAUGAUAUGGAAGAAUAUUUGACGUUUGUUAGGGAAUUUGAAAACAAAAAACGCUCAAUUACUCAAGACUUUCAGACGUCAUUUACAACGAAGCUUUCUGUGGUAUUAAAUGAAAAAAGACCCCUAGCCGAAAGAUUGAAAGUUGUUGAAUCCACCUAUUUAAGAGAUCAUGUAAAAUUUGUGAAAGAUAAGUUAAAAAUUUCUUCUGGAUUGAUGAAAAGUUUUUUCGAGGAAUCACUAGAUCAGAUCACGAAACACAUACAUAAAAUUUUAGAGACAAUUCCAGAGAUUGAAAAUAUUCUCAUUGUUGGAGGUUACGGCGAAUGUAGCCUGCUACAAGAAGCAUUCAAGAGGGAAUUUUUUAGCAAACACAUUAUUAUUCCAAAUGAAUGUAGUCUGGCCGUUAUUAAGGGGGCGGUGCUUUUUGGACACAAUCCGCUGGUAAUAUCUGCAAGAAUACUGCGUUACUCUUAUGGAUCUAGAGCUAACCCAAGAUUCAACCCUGAACAGCAUCCACAGGAAAGUCGAUACAAAGAUAGAAAUGGAGUUGAGAGAUGUUGGCAUGCUUUCCGUCAGCUUAUUGCUAGAGAUACAAAAGUACCUUCAACUGGGAAAAUGGUUACUGAUUCUGGUAAUCCUCUUUAUGACGAUCAGAAAACGUACACUUUGAAAAUAUAUUGCACAGAAAAAAUCAACGCUAUGGUAGUGGAUGAGAGCUUUCAGCUGGUUGGAGUUCUAAAGAUUUCUGUACCCGAAGAUACCAAAGGGAAAUGGAAAGCAGAAGAGCAGUUUAUUUUUGGCAUGACAGAAAUCAAGGUGUCUGUCACAGUGAGGGAAACUGGAAAAACUGUUCAAGCUACAUUUGAUUUACUCGAAUAAACAUUUAGGAUCACAGAUCAUAAAUAUUAGAAAAUUUCUCAGUCGGUUUUUACACGAAUGGGAGAAUACGAUGUGGUCACAAGCAUAAAAAAUUAUUCACAUUAGAUGUGACCAUAAGCAUUGACCACGAAGAUAUUUAAAGCAGAAACACUAUACCAUAAAAGGGGUUGUAUCACGGGUGUGGUGUUUUUCUUUUGAAAUAAAGUGUGCAUAACUAGAGAUACACCGAUGGGCGAAGUCAGCAAAAACUGUGCCUUGUUAAUAUAUUAUUGAACACUAAUACAAUUUGAUUCAACAUUUCGAUUAAUAUAUAAAUUUUGAAUUACAGAAUUCAAUGGGCUUUGUUUUAUACAAAGACAAACUUUCUGCCAUAGAAAUAAAGUUCUUUCACAUAAU
This is a messenger RNA of Saccostrea cuccullata (small rock oyster), 1898 nucleotides long. RefSeq names its product heat shock 70 kDa protein 12A-like. NCBI's taxonomy places the organism in Eukaryota, Metazoa, Mollusca, Bivalvia, Ostreida, Ostreidae. Bases 72 to 1502 code for a protein of 476 amino acids. The record is from RefSeq and is a predicted model, not a curated record. Gene Ontology annotation, molecular function: ATP binding; ATP-dependent protein folding chaperone. The transcript is spliced from 4 exons.